Hyla sarda is the source of this 4136-nucleotide messenger RNA. It is a transcript of the gene GPATCH2, whose product is annotated as G-patch domain containing 2. NCBI's taxonomy places the organism in Eukaryota, Metazoa, Chordata, Amphibia, Anura, Hylidae. The record is from RefSeq and is a predicted model, not a curated record. Gene Ontology annotation, molecular function: nucleic acid binding.
GCAUUUCAGUAGGACAAUGGAAGAGCUUGUCCAUGACCUUGUGUCAGCACUGGAAGAAAGCUCCGAACAGGCCCGAGGAUGCUUUGCCGAUACUGGAGAUCACUCCCGAAGCAUUUCAUGUCUUCUUAAGCGCCAAGCAAGAAAACGAAGGGGAAGGAAGAGACGUUCCGACAAUACCCAUCACCCAUGGGAAACGGGACACUGUCUAAGUGAUGGCUCUGAGUCCAGUCUUGAGGAACAAAACAAGGACUACAGGGAAUGUGUCAGUAAUAAUAAGAAGGACAGUGACUCGGAUGACCAGCUUUUACUGGCUAAACGAAGGCCUACCUCCAAUAUUACCAAUAUUCGUAGUAAAAGGCCCCUGUGGCAUGAAUCGGACUUGGUUGCAGAUACUUUGGCUAGUAGGACCUUACGAAGGAGACGGAAAGUGAAAAGAAUGGCCAUCGACCCACCAUCAGAAGUCCCCAGCACCAUGACGUUGUCACAGAGUCUCGAUCAGGCCAUGGACAAUGACUCAAAACACUAUCAGCACCUGGAGUUAUCAAAAAAUAAAGUGAAGAAGCGAAAAAUUGCUCCUCCGAGGCAUGGGAUGGAGGUUCCUGAUGAGGGGGUGGUGGUGGAAGGAGAAGACAUUGGGCACGGAACCAAAGACAAGAUGGAUUACGAAGAGCAGAAGGGCUCGGACGAGAACAUGAGUGACAGUGAAUCCAGCAGUAUUAGCAGCAGCGAUGCGGGUUUGUUUACCAACGAUGAAGGACGCCAAGGUGAUGAUGAACAGAGUGACUGGUUCUAUGAGAGCGAGUCCGGGGGAGCGUGCGGGAUCACAGGAGUCAUCCCGUGGUGGGAGCAGGAAGGAUCAGCCGAGCUGGAGAGGGAGCUGCCGGAUCCGGUCUUUGAGAGUAUCCUUACUGGCUCCUUCCCUCUUAUGUCCCAGACCGCACAGAGAGGGUUCCAGGCGAGGUUGAGCCAUCUCCAUGCAAUGCAGGCAAGAAGCGUAAGGAAGUCUUCACUGAAUUCUGGUCCUCUGAUCAGCAGCCCUGGUUCGAGCAACAAUGAGCGGCUGCCACACUUCCCCCAAGACCCUCAUCAUCACGACCACUGGUUUAGUCCUGGAACAAGAAAGGACCACAGUCCGCUUUUACGGGAUACUCGUUCAGAUCGGGGGCACAAGAAGAACUGUUCAGUCAAAACAGCCAGCAGACAAACGAGUGUCCAUUUAGGAUCCUUGUUUAUGGGAGACAUCAAACGGAGAAGAAAGGCCGCCCCGCUGCCGGGACCCACUGCGUCUGGUUUUAUAGGUGAAAGUUCACAGCCUAUCCCAGAUACUAACAUAGGAAACCGAAUGCUCCAGAGCAUGGGAUGGACGCCCGGCACAGGACUUGGGCCAGAUGGAAAGGGCAUUUCUGAGCCUAUAAGAGCCCUCCAGAGACCGAAAGGACUCGGACUCGGAUUUAGCUGAUGUAAUCACAUCCUUCUGAGACGUCUCCUAAGGCCUUGGGUUUAGAAAGGAAUCAUGUGUAUUUUAUAAUGUCUUCAGUAAAUAUUCUUUAUAAGAAAAUGUAUUUUUUUUCUGCAACGGGAAGAACAUCAAGAACAGUCGGGCUCUCAUUCCACAAUCAAUGACAACCACCCUGUGCAUUAUGAAUGGCAACAUAUGUAUCCUGCCUUUUCUUGUGACCUCCUAAAAGUUUAAAAUAAUGUAUAUAUUAUAGAUUGGAGCAACGGGCAGACAUUUUUAGACAGCAAAUAUACAAGUAGCCAAAACUGAUAAAUCUAGUGUUGGGAUCAGUAACGUCAAUGUUUCUUAUUGCACUCUUCUAAAGCAGUUCUCCACCUUCAGACAGAAAGUAUUGAUUUAGUCUCCAUUUAAUUUGUCUAGUUUAAUAUUUCUGUUUUCUUGACUAUUAGAGCUCAUUCACCUUACGGAUUUUCCGAGCAGGGAAAUUCUGGUGCAGCAGCCUCCCAUUGUUUUCAAUAGGAUUCUGCUGCAUCGGGCACUUCCUGCAGUAUACCCUGUAUGCCAGUAUCCAGAUGUAUACUGGCGAUUAUAGCCCAAAAAAAAGGCUUGAAUGGGACUGGACAGAUUUUGUCGACGUUAAAAGAGAAAGUACACAAAGCUGUAGAAUCCCUUUUAAGGGUUCACACACAGCACAUCCGCAGCGUAUUUCAUGCUGUGGAUGUGCAGCCGGCAUUCGGAGUAAUAGCAGAGCUCAUUGCUGCGGUUGGGUAGCUAUGUGUGUUGAGCAGACACACAUAGCAUCCCAGCUGCAGCAAUGAGCUCUGCUAUUACUCUGUGACUGGCGGUGGCACGUCUGCAGCGUAAAAUACGCAGUGUGUGACUCUACCAUUAAAUGGAACUUGUCACCAGUUUUAUGCUAGUCCAGGGCACUACGAUUUACUCUGAGACACUCCAAUGUCUCGGAGAAAUCAUAGUUUAAAAAUGGUGCCAGGACCCGGGUAAGUAGUCCUCGGGGCGGGUCCUGAUGGCUGCUUCCUGACCAGCUGCCUUGUGUGACUAGUGUGUAGGGAGAGCUGUGUCACUCAGUGUUGACGAAGUAGGAAGCAGCCAAUUAUCCAAGCCAUCGGAGUGAGCCUGUUCUAUGAUUGCCGAAAACUUACAAAGUUAGAUGGAGAACCCACUUUUGCUGCUCAGGGGCCCCACACUGCCCAGCCCUAGGUGGACGAAUUUAAAGCUCUUAUUUGUGAAUUUGCCAUUUCCGAAAUUUUAAGUUUUUUUAACGUAAUAGUAUUUUAGGAAAUUACUGUAAAGGCAAUUGCCUAAUGGUGGGAAAGUGGAACUAAACUUCCGAGCAAUGGUCUCCAACCUGUGCAUCUCCAGCUGUUGGGAAACAACAUGUAAGUUCGGACAGAUAUGCUGGGUGUUGGUGUUUCACAACAGCUGGAAUGCCACAGAUUGGAGAUCACUUAGGAAAACCCUGAAAAAAAUGCCAUGCCAUGUUUUGUGCUUAAUAAAGAGCGUAGUGAAGAGGAAUAUGUCACAUGCAUAUGUGUUAUGCUCCACCUCUUUAAACUCUUUAAUAAGGCUAUAUCCACACUGCAGAAUUACGCUAAGAAAUUCCGCCGUAUGGAUAUAACCUUGGAAAUUCAGCUACAGCAGAGUCCCAUUGAUUUCAAUGGGAUCCUGCUACACUGCUCACAUGGCGGAAAUCCAGAUACCUGCAUCCGCAAAAAGACAAGACCUAUAGCGUUAUAUAGAGUUUCAUUUUAUUUCUAGAGCGUUCCUUUAAAAGGAUAAUCUACUACUGUAAAAUGUAUCCUCAAUCUGCUCUCAUAGGGAAUAUACCGACCUGCCGCUUCAUGCACAGGGAGAGGUGGGCCCCCAUUCUGAAGAUUGCAGGUCGGGCCCCAUCUCUCCUUGUGUAUGGAUCUGUGUGCUGGCACGUGCUCCAUGUCUUCUCUAUGGGAGCACCAGAGAUACACAAGCGCUGUACUCGGGUAUCUCCGUCACUCCCAUAAAAAGUGCAUGAAAAACAUGCUGACACACCGCUUCAGAUAGAGAAUAAGUAGUGGAGUACCCCUUUAAGUCUAUUUUCUUGUUAUGAAGAAGCCUUUUACACACGACUAACAGAGAUACUGAAUCUACUGCUACUUCUGUCAUUUUUUUCCAUUGCAGACCAAAAUACCUUUUUACAUAUUAUUUACAUUUCCUUCACACUGAGUGAAAACACUUUGUAAAGUAUCUGCGCCCUCAGUGUUGCGAAAAUCAAACCCUGGUCCUCUGCCCUUUGUAUAUAGUAAUCUUCUUUUCUCCAUAUGUUUCGUUGAAUUUUUAUCUUUUUAAUCUUAAAAUGUUUUUAAAUUCUGUUAAACAGAAAGGACUUUCAGUAUUCGGAUGACUUUGGUCCAGCCCCCCAUAACAGUGUAAGAAUAGCCGGGUCACUAAAUGUUUUUAUCGAAUUGGUUGCAAUGUUAAAAAUGGCCAUAUGAUGUUUUUUACCAUGACAUUAUAAAUGCUUUUAAUGUACAUAUUUCUACCUUCCCCGCUUUAAAUGAAAGCUGCGGGGUAGAGCAACAAAAAUGUCUAGCAAAGCCAGCCCAAGGUAUAUCAAAACAUAAUUUCCUAAUCCCUAUAUUAAAGGGGUACUCCGGUGAAAACCUUUUUUCUUUUAAAUCAA